Prorocentrum cordatum is the source of this 2055-nucleotide messenger RNA. The record is from the annotation of a GenBank genome assembly. NCBI's taxonomy places the organism in Eukaryota, Dinophyceae, Prorocentrales, Prorocentraceae.
AUGAUGGCUGCCGUGGCGUGUGUUGCAGCCGUAGUCCUGGCGCUCUCGUUCUUCAUAUGCGUGCGGCAGCGGUAUAUGUUGCACAUUAGCCGUGCCGCCAACGUCAAGCUUUUUCUCGAUCUCUCCGAGGCAAUACAGGGCGAACUGCUCGCCGAAAGGCACAGUGAUGGUGUCGUGUUCAAGAGAGACUACAACUACAAGACGCGCAACAACAGCCGCAACGCUUCGAAAUUCGGACGCUCUUGCAGUCUUGGGAGCGUCAGCAUUGGCAGUGGCAGUAGCCCCAAUAAUAAACAGCUGGGUGGGCUCAUGAACAUAUUUACACCAGGCUCUAUUCACGCCGAUGGCAGAAAGAAUGCCAAGGAGGCUCUCGACCUGAGAGAGAACAUGUGGCGUUGGGUGGUCGACCCUGAGGGCACCUUGAGCACCACCGACGACUGCUUGCAUUCUGCUGUUAAGGUGUUGGUCUGCCUAAGCUUGAAAUCCGAAGCUCCGAAGCGACCGUCUCAGCAAAAAUUCGGGUACCUUUCGCAGGCACGCUCAGGUAGUGGACUCUCACUUGGCACCAGCGGCAUGCAUCUUCCGCACAUAAGUAGCUCGCUCGGUUCAGAUUCCUCAGCCGAGAAAUCGAGAAGCGACAGGGAGCACUGCGCGCGGGUCGUGUCCAACACGCUGCUCAGGCUGUGCAAGAAUGCCAUGCUCGAUGCCGUUGACGUACGGUGUUGCAUUGUGGUCGACGCUGGACAUGUACCUGGCUUCGUUAAGAGUGAUGCGCCAGUGCUCCAGAGCGGCCACAACGACCAUCUGAUCGUCGCCGACAUACUUCCGCUCAUGUGCGACGCGGCCGACUACUGCAUUUUGGUUUUCGAUGAUGGCGACUCGCUGAGCACCAUCCCCCAGAGCAGAGAACUCUCUGCGAGCAGGGCGGUGUCGUCGCGGGAUAUCGGCAACACUGCUUUGAAUGAGGUGUCCCGCAUGUCAUCAGCACAAGGACACGGGCACACGGCGGAUUUGUUUCUCUGGCAUGCGUCAUCAAAGAAACCGUUUGGACCUGCGGUUUAUCUUGCCGGCCUCGCAGCAUUGACACUGAAGUCUGAUAGGCAGUCGUACGUGCAGAUCGGAGUAGACGAUGAUGGCGACAUUUCGCUCGAGAGUCUAGUGCCCUACAGCCAGCGGUUCGAGAAGAACCCUGCGACGUUGCAGUUGAACUCCGAGGUCGAUGGCGUCGAGCUGCACGGGGGACUCCUCUGCCUGUGGGCACUGAACGUGAGCCACGGAUCCUUCGGCUUCGUCCGCGACGCGGCGCCAGUCAUGGCGGAGAUGGGGCACCUGAGGAGCAACAACUGGUGGUCAUGCCUGGCGUGUAGGCGGCGAGCUGGGUUCACCGUGUCCCUCAGCGACGAUAUUCUGCAGUUCUUCCAUUCGUUCCGGCAGCAGGAACCGAUCGAUUCUCAUAGACAGCUGGCGAGAUCCUCGAAGAGAAGUACUCUGGCUUUUGCCUCGCGUUUCUCGAACGGCGCGUCGUCGAUGACGACGCGCCUCGGGACGACGGCCCGCGCGCAGCUCCUGCACAGCUUGAAGGCCAGCCUGACGCGCAGGGCAAUGAUAUCGCGGUACUUGCGACUCUAUGGGAGAACUAAGGAUAAUAAUUGCGAGUGGGUGUCGGUCGCUUCAGUGUGUGAUACCAGUUCGCGCUUCACCAUUCCGUCCAGCCAUCCUGUGGCUUUUCAGUUGCACAGCGUCGCAAAGGACGUCGACUUUUUACUCGACAUGGGCGCGAGCGCCAUCCUGGAUCAUAUCCAGCGGUACAUGACGCUCGAGGACCUUGCAGAUCGCAUCCAAGGCUUUCUGGUUGCAUACCUGCGCAGGGUGAACGGAUUUGGUGACAAGGACCUCGCCCACAGGGACCAGCUCGCGGCCUUCGAGUUGUACACGGCCGCAGCAGAAGGGCACCGUGGCGGACCUUGUCGACGUUGUCAGCGAUUUCCUUUGCAACAAAGCCGAAAUGCGCGGCUACCAGAAGGUCACGAAGGCCUUGUCGACCCCGCUGGGUGA